Cryphonectria parasitica EP155 is the source of this 2496-nucleotide messenger RNA. It is a transcript of the gene kex2b, whose product is annotated as pro-protein convertase. The record is from RefSeq and is a predicted model, not a curated record. The transcript has 3 exons. Lineage: Eukaryota; Fungi; Ascomycota; Sordariomycetes; Diaporthales; Cryphonectriaceae. The coding region runs from base 1 to 2496 and encodes 831 amino acids. Gene Ontology annotation, biological process: protein processing. Gene Ontology annotation, cellular component: trans-Golgi network; Golgi membrane. Gene Ontology annotation, molecular function: serine-type endopeptidase activity.
AUGAAGAUCACGGCCCUCCUUGGCCUCGGCCUCGCAGCCGUCGCCGGAGCCAGCGAUUUCCACCACGAGCGUGACGACUUCUACAUUGUCCACCUCGACGCUCGCACCGAUGCCGACGAGGUCGCGUCCAGGCUCGGCCUACGCAACGAGGGCCAGUUUGGCCAGCUCGAGGACCACUUUGUCCUCAGGGGAGCCAAAUCGGAACAUGAUGUGGUCAACACAGAGAUCAAGGCCAGGAGGCGGCGCAAGAGGGAGCAGGGUGGGGGCAGCAGCCGUGAUGUGCUCGACGGCGUCCGCUUCGCGCAGAGACAGGAGCUCCGCAAUCCCUGGGAGAAGCGCAUAAUACCUGACUUCGCUGGGCCGCGCCUCGUCGAGGAGCGCGCCGACCCCAGCUCCAACCCAGUGCUAGUAGCAAACCAGCAGUCUCUCAUGUCGACCCUCGGCAUUAGCGACCCCAUCUUUAACGAGCAGUGGCACCUCCUGAACGUGGUCCAGGAGGGCCACGACGUCAACGUGUCGGGCGUCUGGCUGCAGGGCAUCACAGGCAAGAACGCCACCGUGGCCAUCGUCGACGACGGCCUGGACAUGCACAGCGAUGAUCUCAAGGACAACUUUUACGCCCAGGGCUCGUACGACUUCAACGACAAGACCGACCUGCCCGAGCCGCGGCUCUCGGACGACAGGCACGGCACGCGCUGCGGUGGAGAGGUGUCGGCCGUCAAGAACGACGUCUGUGGCGUGGGCGUCGCUUACGACUCCAACAUCGCCGGCCUGCGUAUUCUUAGCAAGAUGAUCACGGAUGCCGACGAGGCUCUCGCAAUGAACUACGACAUGCUUCACAACGAUAUCUACUCGUGCUCCUGGGGCCCUCCUGAUGAUGGCCGGUCCAUGGAAGCGCCCGGCGUCCUGAUCCGCAGGGCAAUGCUGAACGCCGUCCAGAAGGGCCGCAACGGGCUGGGUAACAUCUACGUCUUUGCCAGUGGCAACGGUGCUGCCAGCGAUGACAACUGCAACUUUGACGGCUACACCAAUAGUAUCUACAGCAUCACAGUCGCCGCUGUGGACAGGAAGGGCGAGCAUCCUUACUAUUCCGAGGCCUGCUCGGCCAACCUGGUGGUGACCUACUCCAGCGGUGGUGGCGACAGUAUCCACACUACAGAUGUUGGGCAGAACACCUGCACCUCUGCGCACGGAGGUACCUCUGCCGCGGCUCCUCUGGCCGCCGGCAUCUUCGCCCUGGUUCUUGAGAUCAGACCCGACAUUACCUGGAGGGACAUGCAGUACCUCGCCCUCAACUCUGCCGUUCCCAUCAACGAGGACGACGGGAGCUGGCAGACCACCUUCAUCGGCAAGAAGUUCAGCCACACGUUUGGCUAUGGCAAGAUUGACAGCUACGGCCUCGUCGAGCUGGCCAAGACCUGGGAGGUUGUCAACCCCCAGUCCUGGUUCUUCACCCCCUGGAUCCACGUCAAGGAGGCCAUUCCCCAGGGCGAUGAGGGCAUUGCCGUCAGCUUCGACGUGACCCCAGACAUGCUCAAGGAGGCCAACCUGAAGCGGGUCGAGCAUGUGACCGUCACCAUGAACGUCGACCACACCCGCCGAGGUGAUCUGUCCGUCGACCUGGUCAGCCCCAACAAGGUCAUCAGCCAUCUCUCGGUCCCUCGCCGUCUGGACAAUGAGGCCUCUGGGUACAUCGACUGGACCUUUAUGAGCGUCGUCCACUGGGGCGAGUCUGGUAUCGGUACCUGGACUGUGAUUGUCAAGGACACCAAGGUGAACGAGCACAACGGCACCUGGGUCGACUGGCACCUCAAGCUCUGGGGUGAGUCCAUCGACGCCAGCCAGGUCAAACUCCUUCCCAUGCCUGAAGAAGACGACGAUGCCGACCACGACGCGAUUGUCACCACCACCAUCCCGCCCUCAGUCGUCACCCCUCCCGCCGGCUUCCACACGCCCGGCGAGCUCCCCAGCGCAACGCCAACCGACCACCCUGACCGCCCCGUGAACGCCAAGCCGACUGAUGUCACCGGCGAGCUCGAUGAGUCUCCCCAGGCCACCGAGACCGCCUCCAAUUGGCUCCCCGGCUUCCUGCCCACCUUUGGCGUCGGGCCCCGCGCCCAGGCCUGGAUCUACGCCGCCCUCGCCCUGAUCCUCAUCUUCUGCGCCGGACUCGGCGUCUAUAUCUUCACUGCCCGCCGCCGCCGUCUCCGCAACGCCACCCCGGGCGGCGAGAAGACCGCCGGCGCAGGCGGGAAGAAGCGCACGCGCGGUGGGGAGUUGUACGAUGCGUUUGCGGGCGGCAGCGAUGACGAGGACGAGGAGGGUCGCUUCUACCGGGACCACGAGGAGGGCGUCGAGGGUGCCACGAGCCCUGGGGGUGACGCCGCCGCGAGAGAAAAGAGGGCCCUUGGUGACGAUGAUGACCACCAUGUGCUGGGCAGUGAUAGCGAGGACGAGGGCGAUGAGAGGGAGGCGCUGGCCGCUGGGAGGCGGUAA